AUGAAGUUUACCGAUGGUCUCUGGCAUCUUCGAGAUGGAGCCAAAGCCGCCUGGGCCCUCAACGUGCAAGAUGUCCAGAAGACUGAGAGCGAGCUGACGUUGGUCUGCGCUACAGUACCAAUUAGGCACAGAGGGGAUACGCUCAAAGUGACUGGGGAGAGAUCAGGACCGAUCAUCAACAUCAAGCUAACCGCGCCUGCCGAGGGCAUCAUCGGCGUCAAGCUGCAGCAUUUCACUGGUAAAGCACCUGGAUACCCUUCCUUCGAGCUGUUCCCCACGGACGCUCCGCCUCCCUCCAAGCCUAAGAUUUCCCAGCACAAGGACAGUAUCCAGUUCACCGCCGGUCCUCUCAUCGCUCAAAUCAACAAACCCCACGGCAGCUUCUCGAUCGACUUUUCCUCUUCCGAUGGGAAGUUCCUUACCUCAGCUUUGCCCAAGAGUCAAGCGAUGAUGGACCUGCCUUGGAAGUUCACCCGUGACUCGGCGAGUGCCACGAGUUGUUUGGAGACGGAUGUCAGUAGCAACCCCCAGCCGGAGAGGGAGACACCGUUUGUGAGGUAUAUGCAGGCAGAGUUGCAACUGAGUGCCGGGGAGCUGGUGUACGGUCUUGGUAUGCAACCCCUUCUGUUCUUAAACCCUUUCCCUCCAUCCUGUGAGCAAUUCCGUGCAUUCGUGAAGAACGGCCAGCAAGUGAGCAUGUGGAACCGUGAUGGAGGGACAUCGUCCGAGCAGACGUACAAGGGUGUGCCGUUUUACCUCACGAAUAGGAACUACGGCGUGUUUGUAAACGAUCCGGGUGAGGUGGACUUCGAGGUGGGAAGCGAGAAGGCGUCACGCGUCGGGAUCGCAGUCCGAGGUGAGGAGCUGGAGUACUACAUCAUCUACGGGUCUGAGCCCAAGGAGAUCCUGCGUCGAUACACACUUCUGACUGGCCGGCCUGGUCUGCCCCCAACAUGGACGUUCGGUCUCUGGCUCUCCACCUCUUUCCUGACGGACUACGACCAGACCACCGUGUCCGGUUUCCUGCAAGGGAUGCAGCAACGUUCCUGCCCAGUCCGGGUGUUCCACUUCGACUGCUUCUGGAUGAAGCAAUACCACUGGUGCGACUUCACGUUCGACCCCGCAUUUUUCCCCGAUCCGGCCGCGUUCCUCUCCACCAUUAAGAAACAGUUCAACGUCAAGGUUUGCCUGUGGAUCAACUCGUAUAUCGGCCAACAGAGCCCCCUGUUUGCGGAGGGGGUGAAGGGAGGAUACUUUAUCAAGCGCACCAAUGGCGAGGUGUGGCAGUGGGACCUCUGGCAGCCAGGCAUGGCUAUUGUGGACUUCACGAACCCGGAGGCGUGCAAGUGGUACACGGGCAAGCUGAGGAAACUACUGGAGAUGGGUGUGGACUGCUUCAAGACCGACUUUGGCGAGCGGAUCCCGCACGCCAGCGUGAAAUUCCACGAUGGAUCCGACCCCUACCGGGCGCAUAACCACUACGCGAUCCUGUAUAACAAAACUGUGUUCAACCUGAUCAAAGAGGUGAAGGGCGAAUACGAGGCGGUCCUGUUUGGCCGGAGCUCGAGCGCGGGCGGCCAGAGGUUCCCGGUUUCAUGGGGUGGAGAUCCGCACAGUACUUAUGAGGCGAUGGCGGAGACGAUGCGAGGUGGCCUGUCAUUCACUCUCUCUGGCUUCGCCUACUGGUCGCACGAUAUCGGCGGCUUUGAGGGCCAUCCGCCUCCCGAGAUUUACAUGCGCUGGAUAUCGUUCGGUCUCUUCUCCUCCCACAGCCGUCUUCACGGCUCCGGCUCCUACCGUGUUCCCUGGAACUACGGCGAAGACGCGGCGAAAGUGAUGGCCAAGUACGUGGAGACGAAACACAGGCUCGUUCCGUACCUCUACGCACAGGCGAUCAACGCCCAUCUGACGGGAGAGCCAAUAAUGCGCGCUACGUUCCUUGAGUUCCCGGCAGAUCGGACAACCUAUCAUCUGGACCAACAGUACAUGCUUGGACCAUCAUUGCUCGUUGCACCUGUGUUCGGGAACGACCAGCACAUGCACGAGUACUACCUCCCGGCCGGGAAGUGGACGUCCUUCUGGGACGAUGCGAAGGUCGUCGAGGGCCCUCGCUGGAUCAAAGAGACGGUGCCAUACGACACCAUCCCUGUGUGGGUCAGGGAAAGCAGCGUGCUUGUCCUCGGCCCUAAGGGGGCAAAGGUGCCGGACUAUGAUUAUCUCGAGAGCGGCACGGUCAAGGUGUACGACGGGCCUUUUGAGAAGCUUGAGGUGAUCAUACCUCGCGGGAAGGGCAAGGAGGUUGCAGCUACUAUUGCGAUCAAGCGCUCGCAACAGGGCCACAUCUCCGUCAGCUCGAAAGGAGACGAUAUUUCCGCGCUGGCGGGACAGGUCAUCAAAGAUGGCAAGGCGUCAGCACUGAAACUGACAGAGUAUUGA
This is a messenger RNA of Dacryopinax primogenitus, 2436 nucleotides long. Its product is annotated as alpha-glucosidase. Gene Ontology annotation, biological process: carbohydrate metabolic process. Gene Ontology annotation, molecular function: carbohydrate binding; hydrolase activity, hydrolyzing O-glycosyl compounds. The record is from RefSeq and is a predicted model, not a curated record. The coding region runs from base 1 to 2436 and encodes 811 amino acids. The transcript has 9 exons. Lineage: Eukaryota; Fungi; Basidiomycota; Dacrymycetes; Dacrymycetales; Dacrymycetaceae.